Molecule: messenger RNA, 1773 nt
Organism: Penicillium samsonianum
Lineage: Eukaryota; Fungi; Ascomycota; Eurotiomycetes; Eurotiales; Aspergillaceae
Product: fungal specific transcription factor domain-containing protein
Exons: 5
Coding region: 1-1773 (590 amino acids)
Biological process (GO): positive regulation of transcription from RNA polymerase II promoter by galactose; DNA-templated transcription
Cellular component (GO): nucleus
Molecular function (GO): DNA-binding transcription factor activity, RNA polymerase II-specific; zinc ion binding; RNA polymerase II cis-regulatory region sequence-specific DNA binding
Source: RefSeq, a predicted model, not a curated record
AUGAAUGACUUUCCAAAUAGUGUGUCUGCAACACAUAUAGCAUCACCGUCAUGUCGGAUGCAGCUAUACUAUGGUCCUACCUCUCAUUUCUCUCUUAUGCAGCAUAUCUACCGAGAUCUCGUCUCCAAUCCUACCUCCCAGCCUGAACCCUCUGGCGGGGUCGAGGAAGCUGGAGCUGGCUUGGACUUGUUUAGCUUUCGUCGCAUUUUUUUCGGGACCCCAGACUUUCAUGAGAAUAACAAGUCCCUCGGGAAAGGGGAUUUGUCUAUGAUGUUCCUGCCGUACGACCUGGCUAAGCUUUUUCUGUCGCGAUUUCUCUCCAGCCUUUAUCAUCUGACGCCACUUCGCCCCAAGAUAUAUUAUGAGCAAUGUCUGGACAGACUCUACAACUCUUCGCCCGCAGACCAUCUAGAUGCUCUCACCCAAGCGAUCCUUCUCCUUUCCAUGGCAAGCGCGGCACUUGGCACGGAACAUUUUGCCUGGGGUGAUGUCCUGUUCGAGCGUGUCAAGGCUUCGUUGACCGCGUUUGAUGACGUGAAUGAACAAGGUCGGCCCAACUCAGUGUUCUUGCAUUUGGGUUCGGCUUCUCGCAAAGCCUUAUCAGCAGGUCUGCAUAAGGAUGUUCCCCAUGAUGUUGAUCAAACACCCGAAAACAUUGAAGAACGACGGGUAACCUUCUGGUCUCUUUACAUCUACGAAACCUGGUUCUGCUUUCACGUGGGACGCCCUAGCUCCCUUUCCCUUAAAGAUGUCGCAAUCGAGUAUCCACAGGAUCCAUUUAUUCGAUUGUUGGUGCAGCUUUGCAAAACCAUCACUCGAUCUGUUAAUGAGAUAUAUGGCCAGCGGCAUGAGUCUCUUCUGCAUAUGUGGAGAGUCGCUCGAUCCAUUGCAGUUGAUAUCCGUGGCCAUGAAGCACAUCUACAACAAGCCCUGGGCCUUGGGCUUGAUGAUAGCAUCCAGGCAGGAUCCCUUGGGGUUCGACAAAUAAUCUUCAUUACUCUAUACCAUCAUACCCUACUUCUCACAUUUCGCCCGUUCUUGAUAUUUCGCGGCCAUUGGCAGCGCGAGAGGAAUAUUGCACUCAACCAGUCUAGCACCAAUGCCACAAAUCUCCCCAGAGAAACGCCUUCUUGGCUCAACGAAGCCUGCAAUCAUGCCAUCACUGCCGCCCAAAAAACACUCCAUCUCUUAUGUGAAGCUUCAAGAGUCAAUAAUCUUGUUCUGGAAUUGCGAUACCAUGGGUACUUUUUCGGCAAUUCUGUAUUUACUCUCAUAUACGAGUUCAUUCACAACCCGAGUGUCGCGCCUGUCUAUCUGCCAUGGGUUUAUGCUUCAUUGCAAACCUUGUCAACCAUGCGAGCUGGGGACCCGAUCGCAAGCUCAAUUUCAGCCAUGCAGACCGUGCUUCGCAAUAUCAAUCCAUCGUACGAAUGGGUACCUCCAUUAGUAACAACUGGGGAUAACAUCGGGCCCCAAGGAGGGAUAGCGAUACAGCAAGGCCUCACCCCCGACCGCAGGCAUCGAUCACUGCUGAACAUCUCUGCAAUUCCUCAGAACCCGUCACUAGGCACCCGGCCUGGCAUACUGACAUCUCCUUGGAACCUUCCACAGGUGGAAAAGCUGGAAAACCCGGAAACCGGAGGUUCUGCGGGCUCCGGGGAAGACUUGCUUGAUUUCACUCAGUCUGACAUGGGCUGGGAUUUUGAUUUCUCUACCAUGGAUCUGGACGCGUUCUUUUCGGUUUAUCAAUCGAAUAAUGCCCCGGUCCUUUAA